AUGUGCAGGCCUAUUCUGUUCAAAAUGAGCUUAUUACCAUUUCAGCUUCUUAAAGGAGCAAUAAAAGCUCGUAUCUCACACUCGAUCUCAUUCUGGAUGACAACGCCACGGUACUGGAGAAACUGUUCAUCAUACUUCAAAGCGAUCACAACAACAUCCCUUGAUGAUCGGCGAGGUGGAUGCAAAUGA
Messenger RNA from Ostertagia ostertagi, 189 nucleotides. Lineage: Eukaryota; Metazoa; Nematoda; Chromadorea; Rhabditida; Trichostrongylidae. The record is from the annotation of a GenBank genome assembly.